UUUACUUUUUUUUUGUUGUGGUCAUUUUUCAACAACAUCAUUGAUUUGAACAUUUUUAAGAACAACAGAAAUUAAGACGAGAAAGUACUAAAAACUCUAAAACAAUGAGCCGUAACGUUGUCGUAAACGCUGUCGGAAAACCAACGGCUUCAAUAAUCUUUUUACAUGGUCUUGGAGAUACUGGCCAUGGCUGGUCAUCGACGAUCAAAGCAAUUAAACCAUCGUAUGCCAAUCUGAUUUGUCCGACAGCUGAUAUUAUGCCGGUCACACUUAAUGGUGGUUUUCCAAUGCCCUCAUGGUUUGACUUAUAUUCAUUGGAUACCAAUGGCCGUGUUGAUGAACCCGGAAUUGAACGUGCAAAAGCUUUAGUCGAAGGAUUAAUUAAUGCAGAAGAAAAGGCUGGCAUUCCAUCGAAUAGAAUACUUCUUGGUGGAUUUUCACAAGGCGGUGCAUUGGCACUUUAUUCCGGUCUGACCUAUCCGAAACCGUUGGCCGGAAUAAUUGCACUCAGCUGUUGGAUUCCUUUGCAUGAUAAGUUGAACAUUAGCGAAUGUAAUAAGAAAACACCAACAAUUCAGUGCCAUGGCGAUGCGGAUCCAAUUGUCGCUUUGAAAUGGGGACAAAUGACAUCGGAAUAUUUGAAAAAACAUUUGACCAAUUACAGUUUUAAAAUUUAUUCAAGAUUACAGCAUAGCUCAAAUGAUGAGGAACUCCGAGACAUGAAAAAAUUCAUAGAAGAUAAUCUAAAAUAGACGAUUUUGAUUUUAUUAAUUAUGUUCUCAAAAUUAUUAAAAAAAAUAUCAUAUAGAAUUGAUUAACAAAUAAUAAGAGAAAUUGUAACCAUUCUAAAAUGAUUAAAUUUUGUUUUGACCAAUGUA
Molecule: messenger RNA, 878 nt
Organism: Dermatophagoides farinae (American house dust mite)
Lineage: Eukaryota; Metazoa; Arthropoda; Arachnida; Sarcoptiformes; Pyroglyphidae
Gene: Apt1
Product: Acyl-protein thioesterase 1
Biological process (GO): protein depalmitoylation
Cellular component (GO): cytoplasm
Molecular function (GO): carboxylic ester hydrolase activity; palmitoyl-(protein) hydrolase activity
Source: RefSeq, a predicted model, not a curated record